Molecule: messenger RNA, 615 nt
Organism: Puccinia triticina
Lineage: Eukaryota; Fungi; Basidiomycota; Pucciniomycetes; Pucciniales; Pucciniaceae
Exons: 4
Coding region: 1-615 (204 amino acids)
Source: RefSeq, a predicted model, not a curated record
AUGAAAGCAAUCCUAUGUGUAUGCUCUUUACAAGCACUUCGAUGCAUGGGAAGCUUUGGAGGUCCUUCGUUUCCGCUAUAUAAUGAUGCAACAAGUCUAAUAAAAAAAAAAUCUCCAGCCAACAGAGUAGAGGCUUUCUGGAGUCAAGUGAAUGGGAGGCUCCAGGAUGAUCCGGCACCAGCGCAGCCGGUGGAAAGGGCUCCAAUUUGGGAAGAAGAUAUCAAUAGCUACUUGAACACUGUUCGGCAGUUCCGGAAGCCUAGAACUGGAUGUGUGGACGAUUAUUUGGAGGAAAAGGGUUCAAAGAAAGAAGCGCAGAUGCAAAUUAAAUUCAUGUUGGAGGACUUCUACUUUAUGACCAAAGACCUUGAUAGCUUCAUAAAGGAAAAUGAAAAUGAACCAGCCAAACAGUUCCUGAUUCCAUUUGCUCAAGAGAUGAAAUCUGUCCACAAGUUGCUAUUGCAACCCAGCAUAGAGAAUGUGUUAGGGAAAUGGGCAUACUACUAUGAUUUACCACAACCUAAGAUCUUUGAAGAGGGAAUUUAUGCACCAGAAGAGUAUAUCCAGGAGAUUUUUUCAAAAAAAGUUUUGAACUUCAUGAUUUUUGUGAGCUGA